Molecule: messenger RNA, 2318 nt
Organism: Anoplopoma fimbria (sablefish)
Lineage: Eukaryota; Metazoa; Chordata; Actinopteri; Perciformes; Anoplopomatidae
Gene: dcp1a
Product: decapping mRNA 1A
Exons: 9
Coding region: 17-1546 (509 amino acids)
Biological process (GO): deadenylation-independent decapping of nuclear-transcribed mRNA; deadenylation-dependent decapping of nuclear-transcribed mRNA; positive regulation of catalytic activity
Cellular component (GO): P-body
Molecular function (GO): mRNA binding; enzyme activator activity
Source: RefSeq, a predicted model, not a curated record
AACAAUCACAUCCAAGAUGGAGACGGUGAACGCGGGACAGAUGAUGAGCUUAGCGGCGCUGCAGAGGCAGGACCCGUACAUCAACACGCUGCUGGACGUCACCGGACAGGUGGCGCUCUACACCUUCAACUCCAAGGUCAACGAAUGGGAGAAGACGGACAUCGAGGGGACCCUGUUUGUUUACGCCAGGUCUGCCUCGCCUCACCAUGGCUUCACCAUCAUGAACCGACUGAGCACAGAGAACCUGGUGGAGCCCAUCAACAAAGACCUGGAGUUCCAACUGCAGGAUCCAUUCCUUCUCUAUAGGAAUGGCAACUUGGGUAUCUACAGUAUUUGGUUCUAUGACAAGAGGGACUGUCAACGCAUCGCUCAACUGAUGGUCAAGAUUGUGAAACAAGAGGCAGACCAUGCCCAGAGAGAGUCUCCAGAGAGGGCGGAGCCGGUGAGGACCAAUGGUGUCCCAGAACCACGGCCCAUCGACAUCCUGGAACUGCUCAGCAAAGCCAAGGAGGAAUACCAGAGAGCUCAGGCAGGGGAAACAGAUGUGUCUACAGAGCCUAACGUGAAAGCAGCUAUCAACGCCACCGAACACAUGCACAGCACGCCAAAACCUAAAAAGAGCUCUCAUACCAUGGUGAAGCAGAUCACAGUUGAGGAGCUCUUUGGUUCGUCCUUGCCUAAGGACCCACCUCUACCCACCAUGCUGACACAGAACACCACCAGUGUUUCCAGUGACAGUGACCCCUCCACUGCUUACCUCCAGAACCAUUCAUAUCCCACUCCAGCCCACCAAAACCCACUAUUUCCUCCCCAUCUCUCGGCCCAAGACACUGGAUCAAGUCAGCGGCACCAAGUCCCCGGCCUGCUCCCAGCUCCAUACGCGCUACACCCCGGUCCUGUUUUCCAGUCGGUGGUCCCUAGGUCUGACCCCCAACCCCGGUGUUCAAUCUCCCCUCUUAUGGUGCUUCCAGCUGGCUCAGAGCCUCGUGCUGCUCCACCUGGAGCUGGAGCACCAUCAGCAGCUCCUACGGCAUAUUUAGGACAGGACAUACUCAACACUCUCAAAGCAGCAGUGCCAUCUGUGAAUUCUGACAUCCAUAAACCCAUCCUCGCACCAAACUUCCUGCCAAGCACGCUCUUCCCACCCCACAGCUUCCAAGAACCCGUGGGGAAACCCCUUCUCCAGCACAGCAGUGAGAUGGAUGUUUUUUCUCAGGCUCCAAACCUGAUCAAACCUAUGUCUGCUGUCCCCAUGAGUCCAGGUCUUGGUGUUCCAGUGUCGCCGAUUUCUGUGCUUCUCUCCCCCAGCGCCUUCCAGAAGUCCGUCAGUAAGACGACAGCAGCGGCGUCAGUGGUCCCUCCUGGCCCCGCCGAGCCCUCCUGCUCCUCUGUAGGAGCUUUAGAGCCUCCACAAGCAGCCUGCAGCAAAACACAGCUACAGGAUACUCUGAUACACCUCAUUAAGAACGACCCAGACUUCCUCGGUGCCAUUCAUGAUGCUUACCUGCAGAGUUUGUCCAAGGACCUCGGCAACAUGAAGCUAUAGUCAACUACAACCAUCAGCAGUGUGACUUCAGUGUGACGACCCCUCCGUGACCUCUGAAGAAUUCAAAAGUUAAUGGUCACUGAAAAGAAGUGCAGACAACAGGUGUUUGACACACCACACCUCUUUAAAACUCUGUUUCCUAGCAUGCAGCGCGUCAUUUAUCCCACUGUUCCUGCCUCUGAACUUGUUGGUUUUUUUAGUUCUCAGCUGAACACUGGCGCUGUCCCAGCUACCUGCGUUACCUUGGAUCAACUUUUUGUCUGCUUUGUCAAACCAGAACUACUAUGGGAGAGAAGGACAAGAUCAAAUUUCCCAGUGUGGCCUUGAGCUUUCAUUUUUACUUCAUAAAUCUAAUCAAGCAGUUGGCCACUUACUGGUAACGUUGAACUGCUGCUGGUUUAAUUCCCUGGAGGACGGGACUACAGCUGAACUUUUAACCUUGGGAACGAUGAUUUUGCAGUUUGAACAUUACGGAAGUCAAAGACGCUGCUUUUCUUACUCAUCUCACAUCUUUGGACUUCUUGCAGUGAGAGAGUACGGGAGCGGUGAUGACAGACGAAGACUGCGUAACUAAAAGAGAGACCUCUGUGCUGGGACUUCAGAACUGUUGUGGGGGUCUCUCUGUGUGGACUACUCAUUUUCCUUUUUUCAUUUAUUGAGCCUCCUCCCUCCAAGUAAUGCUGAGGCCUGUACAAACCGCCAUCAAAGUUAUUGUGGACUUCUGCGUUUGUCUCUUAAUGAGGAGGAGAUUGUCGAGGAUUUUUUUUUUUUU